AAUCCCACUGAUGCCCCUCAUUCUGUUGACUUUUUACAUAUCAGACCCAAUUAUAUUGCAAAUUUCAGGAGUCACAAAGACCAGAGGCCCGGCCAUGGCCGACGUACUGUAAAUCUGUAAUUCUCAUCCCGAAGUUUCGGCGUUUCGGAGCCGACACCAGGACCGAGAAAUGGCGGUGUCCGUACACACCAGUAUAUGGGACAAUAUCCUAGAGCACACCAACGUGGCACAGGAAAAGGGUAGUGAUCCUCUGCUUUGGGCCGUACAGUUGUUGUCGAGUUUGAGUUCGGCGGGAGUGUCGCUGCCCUCGGUGGAGGUCGCAAACCUUCUGGUUUCGCAUAUCUGUUGGGGAAACAAUGUUCCAAUUGCCUGGAAGUUUCUGGAGAAGGCUUUGAUGAUAAAGAUCGUGCCUCCCAUGCCCGUUCUAGCUCUGCUUUCUACCAGGGUCAUUCCAAGUCGGCAUUCUCGUCCAACAGCAUAUAGGCUUUAUUUGGAACUCAUUAAGAGACAUGCCUUCACACUUAAAUCUCUAAUUGAUGGCCCAAAUUAUCAAAAAGACAUGAAAUUCAUAGACAGUGUUCUUCAUCUUUCCUUGGCAUUUGGUCUGCAAGCUAGCGAACCGGGGAUUCUUGUGGUUGAAUUUAUUUUUUCGAUGGUACUGAUGUUGCUUGACGCAUCAUUAGAUGACGAAGGAUUGAUUGAACUAACCCCAGAAAAGAAGUCUAAAUGGGCUAAUGACAUGGAAAUAGACAGUCAUGAUGAUUAUGAUGAGAAGAGGACUGACCUUCAUGAAAGAUUGCAGAAAAUAAAUACAGUCAUGGCCAUUGAUUUAAUUGGGCAAUUUUUGCAAAAUAAAGCAACUUCUAAGAUUUUAUACUUGGCGCGCCGAAACAUGCCCACACAUUGGGUUGUUUUCCUCCAGCGGAUACAGCUGCUUGGAGCAAAUUCAUCUGCAUUGAGAAAUUCAAAAGUUAUAACUCCGGAGGCUCUUCUGCACUUGACAUCAGACACUUGCAUAGUCUUGUCUCGGAAAUGUAAAUCAAGUUCCCUGCAAAAGUUCCAUGCAGUUAUGGCUUUUGGAUCUCUGGCUUCUUCUGCUGGUCUCUGCCAUGGGGCUAGUCGCUCUGCUCUUUGGCUUCCUCUCGAUCUAGUAUUAGAAGAUGCCAUGGAUGGAUCGCUAGUUUCUGCAACAAGUGCUAUUGAAACUAUUACAGGUUUGAUAAAGGUUCUUCAAGCAAUUAAUGGCACCACCUGGCAUGACACCUUUUUGGGUCUUUGGAUUGCAGCUCUUCGUCUUGUUCAAAGGGAAAGGGAUCCCAUUGAGGGUCCUAUGCCUCGCCUUGAUACUCGCUUGUGCUUGUUACUCUCUAUCACGACUCUUGUGGUUGCUGAUCUUAUUGAGGAGGAGGAAAGUGCACCAAGUGAUGAGACAGAAUGCCACCCCACAAAUCACUGGAAAGAAAAGCAUGUUCCAGGGAAGUGUCGCAAGGAUUUAGUUUCCAGCUUACAGAUGCUGGGUGACUAUGAGGGCUUGCUGACUCCACCCCAAUCUGUUAUUUCUGCGGCCAACCAAGCUGCUGCAAAAGCGAUGAUGCUUGUUUCAGGCAUCAAUGUUGGGAGUGCAUACUUUGAAUUCAUCAGCAUGAAAGAUAUGCCAAUCAACUGUUCUGGAAACAUGCGCCAUCUAAUAGUUGAGGCUUGCAUUGCCAGAAAUCUGUUGGACACAUCAGCAUAUUUCUGGCCAGGCUAUGUGAAUGGACGCAUCAACCAAAUACCUCAUAGCAUUCCUCCUCAAGUGCUUGGUUGGUCAUCAUUUAUGAAGGGGGCCCCACUUUCUCCAGUAAUGAUAAAUGCUUUGGUUUCAACUCCAGCUUCAAGUUUAGCAGAGCUCGAGAAAGUAUUUGAGAUUGCAGUCAGAGGAUCAGAUGAUGAGAAGAUAUCUGCUGCUACUAUCCUUUGUGGAGCCUCUUUGAUUCGGGGCUGGAAUAUACAGUCUGCAUGCUUGCAGGAACACAUUGUUCAUUUCAUUACUAGAUUACUUUCUCCACCAGUUCCAGCAGAUUAUUCUGGGAGUGACAGCCAUUUGAUAGCUUAUGCUCCAAUGCUGAACAUACUUCUUGUUGGAAUAGCUUCUGUUGAUUGUGUCCAGAUUUUCUCAUUACAUGGCUUGGUCCCUCAUCUAGCUGGUUCAUUGAUGCCAAUCUGUGAAGUUUUUGGGUCAUGUGUGCCCAAUGUCUCAUGGACACUCACAACAGGGGAAGAAAUCAAUGCCCAUGCUAUCUUUUCAAAUGCAUUUACUCUUCUUCUAAAGCUAUGGAGGUUUAAUCAUCCACCUCUCGAACAUGGUGUGGGGGAUGUACCCCCAGUUGGAUCCCAACUAACUCCUGAAUACCUCCUAUUAGUUCGAAACUCCCACCUAGUAUCUUCUGGAACUAUCCACAAUCGAAAUAAAACAAGAUUCUCAGGUGUUGCAAGUUCAUCAUCUGAACAACCCAUAUUUUUGGACUCAUUUCCAAAACUAAAAGUCUGGUAUCGACAGCAUCAAGCAUGUAUAGCUUCAACCCUCUCAGGUCUUGUUCAUGGAACACCUGUUCAUCAGAUUGUUGAUGGGCUUCUCAACAUGAUGUUCAGAAAAAUUAAUAGAGGGAGUCAGUCAUUGUCUUCUGUAACUUCUGGAAGUAGUAGUUCAUCUGGACCUGGAAGUGACGAUCCUUUAAGACCUAAAUUACCUGCAUGGGAUAUCCUGGAAGUUGUACCUUUUGUGGUUGAUGCUGCUUUAACAGCCUGUGCCCAUGGAAGGCUGUCUCCUCGUGAACUGGCUACAGGGCUUAAAGAUUUAGCUGAUUUUCUUCCUGCAUCUUUAGCAACCAUUAUAAGUUACUUCUCGGCUGAAGUAACACGAGGUGUCUGGAAUCCAGUUUUUAUGAAUGGAACAGAUUGGCCAAGCCCUGCUGCAAAUCUGUCUAAUGUUGAGGAACAGAUCAGGAAAAUCCUAGCUGCCACUGGUGUUGAUGUCCCAAGCCUUGCUGCAGGAGGAAACUCUCCAGCUACCCUGCCACUGCCCUUGGCUGCUUUUGCUAGCCUCACCAUAACCUAUAAGAUUGACAGAGCCUCACAGCGCUUUCUGAAUCUGGCUGGCCCAGCCCUGGAGGCACUUGCUGCAGAUUGCCCAUGGCCUUGUAUGCCAAUUGUAGCUUCCCUAUGGACCCAAAAGGCAAAGCGCUGGAGUGACUUCCUCGUCUUUUCUGCUUCUCGUACAGUCUUUCUCCACAACAGCGAUGCAGUGGUACAGCUUCUCAAAAGCUGCUUCACUGCCACACUUGGCCUGAAAACCACUCCUAUAUCAAGCAAUGGUGGUGUGGGAGCCCUUCUUGGCCAUGGAUUUGGAUCUCAUUUUUGUGGUGGGAUUUCUCCAGUUGCCCCAGGGAUUCUAUAUCUACGUGCCUACCGGUCUAUCAGAGAUGUAGUCUUCAUGGCAGAAGAGAUUGUCUCCCUCUUGAUGCAUUUUGUGAGAGAAAUAGCAAGUAGUCAGCUUUCUGGAGAGAGAUCAGAGAAGCUGAAGAAGGCUAAGAAUGAAAUGAAAUAUGGCCAAAUUUCACUUGGAGCAGCACUGGCAAGAGUGAAGCUCAUUGCUUCACUUGCAGCUUCUUUAGUAUGGCUCUCUGGUGGCUUGGGUCUGGUUCAGUCAUUGAUAAAAGAAACUCUGCCAUCUUGGUUUAUAUCCGUCCACAGGUCUGAACAAGAAGAAGGGUCAGGAGGAAUGGUUGCAAUGCUUGGGGGGUAUGCACUUGCAUACUUCACAGUGCUUUGUGGAGCUUUUGUGUGGGGUGUGGACUCAUCAUCGUCAGCAUCAAAGCGACGUCCAAAAAUCCUUGGGAGCCAUAUGGAAUUCCUUGCGAGUGCCCUUGAUGGGAACAUAUCACUGGGUUGUGAUUGUGCCACUUGGCGUGCAUAUGUGUCAGGGUUUGUAAGCCUGAUGGUUGGUUGCACUCCAACCUGGGUCCUGGAGGUUGACGUCAAUGUAUUGAAGAGACUAAGCAAGGGGCUAAGGCAGUGGAAUGAAGAAGAGCUUGCUCUGGCUUUGCUGGGGAUUGGUGGGGUUGGUACAAUGGCUGCAGCCGCUGAACUGAUAAUUGAAACUGAGAUAUAAUUCUUUUUCAAUAUAUGAUGGUAAUUGUGCUCCAUAGAAUAUAGUAGUGUUCACUGCCUCUUGUCCAGGAAAAUUUGUGCAUAAAUAAACUUCAUUUUGUGAUGAAGGUUCUGAAUUUUGUUUUAGUGGAAAAUUUUCAAGGAAUUGUAGUAGCAACUUCUCUGUUAAAGAAAAAAGGGAAGGUUCAGGUGAUGUACUAACAUGGAACUUGGAACCAUGACCUUGAAGUGGCUGAUCUUCAAUGAAGUGGAUAUGCUGGUGAACUCGGACAAGCACUGGAGUUAUGAAAGUUGAGUACUGCUGUUAAGAAAUAGUAGUUAGAUGUGUUGAUAAUAACUUGCUAACUUGCAUUAAGUUUGUUGAACCUGUCAAUAGAUGUGUUGUUCUCUAUUGGAGGUGUUAGUAGUUUGUCUGAGGAUUGGUUAGUAAUCAGCUCUAUGUAAGAUAUUUGAUGUAUAAAUUACUCGUAGGAAUGAAAGUUCAUUUCACAGAAAAUUCUUUCUUGUUUCUUUAGAUUCUAGAAAUGGCAUCAGGGCCAAACUCUCCUCUGAAUCAAAGUUCUUUUGUUUUUGCCAGGGCAGCUUCUUCAUCCUUCUCCAAAUUGAAAUUGGACAAAAACAGUUUUGUUAUUUGGCAUAAACAAGUUCUUGCGACUCUUUGCAGGUUUUGACACCUUUUUUGGUAAGAAAUCACCUCCACUGAAGUUCUUGGAGCUUGGAGAUGAAGCAAUUGACAAGAUCGAUCCGAAGUUCUUGGAUUGGGAACAAGUCUCCGGAUUCAACUAUUACCUUAGUGAUCGGGUUGUUGUUUAACUAUUUCUUCUUAGGCUUUAUCUUUCUUUUGUUGUCUUGUUUUGGGCCUUCUUUGUAUACCGUCUGUGUACAUAGGGAGCGCCCCCUGUUUUUUGGUGUGUUUUUAUUCUAAUGGUCCACUUUGUCUAUCAAAAAAA
Molecule: messenger RNA, 5099 nt
Organism: Vitis riparia (riverbank grape)
Lineage: Eukaryota; Viridiplantae; Streptophyta; Magnoliopsida; Vitales; Vitaceae
Product: mediator of RNA polymerase II transcription subunit 33A
Exons: 12
Coding region: 170-4150 (1326 amino acids)
Biological process (GO): regulation of phenylpropanoid metabolic process
Cellular component (GO): mediator complex
Source: RefSeq, a predicted model, not a curated record